Molecule: messenger RNA, 1392 nt
Organism: Maudiozyma saulgeensis
Lineage: Eukaryota; Fungi; Ascomycota; Saccharomycetes; Saccharomycetales; Saccharomycetaceae
Source: the annotation of a GenBank genome assembly
AUGUCUUAUCACCAGUAUAAUAGUCAUUACCAGAGAAACACUGGGUAUACUAAUAGUAAUAGUAAUAAUAAUAAUUACCAACAACGACAUGGAGGAUACGGUUAUCAAAGUGGAUUUCAAGAUAAUCGUCAUACUAAUAGAUCGAAUAAUUAUUCACAACGUGAGCCAACAAGAACUCAUCCAAUAAAUAAUGCUAGUAAUAAUACAACUACUAAUAAUGCUUUAAGAUCCACUAAUCAAUUAUAUAUGGGAGAUUUAGAUUUUUCAUGGACACAAGAUACAAUUAAAGAAAUAUGGAAGACACUUGGAGAAGAAAAUAUUAGAGUCAAAAUGAUGAUGAAUAAUAACAAUAAUAACAAUAAUAGUAGGUUUGGUGAUAAUACUACUAUUGGAAAUAAAGAUAUUACAAAGAAUCAAGGUUAUUGUUUUAUAGAAUUUUCAACAAAUGAACAAGCUGCAAAUGCGCUAUUAAAAAAUGGGAUGAAUAUCCCUUCAUUCCCACAAAGACGAUUGAAGUUGAAUUGGGGUAGUGGUGGUAAUGUUACUCAUAGUAAUAAUACUCUCGGUACUGCUACUGCUACUAAUAAAUCAAUUGACGAAACAAAUAAUACUAAUAAUUAUUCUUUAUUUGUUGGAGAUCUUGCACCAAAUGUUACAGAAUCACAAUUAUAUGAAUUAUUUAAUGAUAAAUAUCCUACCAUGAUAGAAAGAGCAAGAGUUAUGAUUGAUCGAAUUACAGGGGUAUCAAAAGGUUAUGGAUUUGUUAAAUUUAUUAAUUCAAAUAUACAAUCCAGAGCAAUGAUUGAAUUACAAGGUACAUAUCUUAAUGGUAGAGCCAUCAAGAUUAAUAGUACAGGACAAGGACGCCAACAAACCCAACCGUUUACCGAUAAAAAAUUAAUUGGAAUAAAUGAAAAAUAUCCAAAUAAACAAUAUCAUAAUAAUAAUAAUAAAAUUAAUAAAUUAUCAUUAUUUAUGUUACCUGUUCAACAAUUACCUAAAUUAAAUCAUAUGACAGAUCCUAAUAAUACUACAUUAUAUAUUAGUAAAAUAUCACCAUAUGUUAAUGAAUCCGACCUUGAAGAAUAUUUUAAACCAUUUGGACCAUAUUAUAAUAAUUUACAAAUUUUCAAAAGAGAUAAUGACGAGAACAAUAUUAAUACUAAUGAUUCUAAAAGUUAUCGACAAGGUAUCGUUCAAUAUGUUAAUCGAUAUGAUGCCGAAAGAGCAAUGAUAGCAUUACAUCAAUAUCCAAUUGAUGGCAUACCAUUACAAAUAUCUUGGGGUUUACCAAUUGAUGUAAAUCAAUAUAAUGAAAAAACACAAAUACAUCAAGAUAUUCAAUUUAAACCUCAACCAUCGUACCCCGAUGAUGUAUAUACAUACGUAUGA